AUGUUCGACAUAGUGCAGUCGAUGUUACGGAUAUCCUAUUACUACUCGCGAUUUCUUGGUGUCCUCAAUUUUGAAAUUGACUCUAAAACUGGUUACGCUCGAAUCACGACACAAUCUACGAUCUAUGCAGCAGUUGUCAAUGUGGUACUCGUUUGCCUGAUUCCUUCACUAACGCAAAGUGAACUUCUGCAUAUAUUGUGGAAGAAUGCUGGACAGCUUCAUGAGUAUCUCAUCCUGGUCGUGAUGGGCAUGCGACAAGAACUGCGCUCAGUACUUUCUCAAACUCGUGAUUUGGAAGAAGAGCGAAGAAAAGCUACUUUCAUGAUCAAAUGUUGCACUUUAGCUGAUCAACUGGAGGCCAUAGCUAGGAGACAAUCUGAACUGCAGAAACUGGUCGAUCUUAUGACUAUCAUCUUUGGGAUUCAAGGCAUUUGUAUAGCCAGCAGCUCAUAUAUAUCAUGUAUUGGAAGCAUCUACUUUACAUUCUCUGCUAUAAAAAGAUCCGCAGGAAUGACUUGCGGGCUUAAUGUCUACAUGCUAAGCGGUAUUGUAAUUGGAGUUUAUUUGUUGGAUCUUGGAAUCACCAUCGAUAAUACAUUCACGGUUUUAGAUGACCACGAUGAAUUAGAGCAGUUACUAGAAGAAUACUCGUCGUUUGGCAUUGGAUUGGAUAAGAGACUCGAGACGGUCUUUGAAAGCUUUCAACUUCAACUAGCACGCCAUCGCUUGGAGAUUCCUAUCCUUGGACUUUACAAUAUGGAUAAGACGAUGGGAAUUUCAAUGACCAAUUCAAUUAUAUUGAAUUCCAUAGUUCUCAUACAGUAUGAAUUGAAAUAUUCGUAG
This is a messenger RNA of Drosophila sulfurigaster albostrigata, 843 nucleotides long. Its product is annotated as putative gustatory receptor 36a. Gene Ontology annotation, cellular component: membrane. The record is from RefSeq and is a predicted model, not a curated record. The transcript is spliced from 3 exons. The coding region runs from base 1 to 843 and encodes 280 amino acids. Gene Ontology annotation, biological process: sensory perception of taste. NCBI's taxonomy places the organism in Eukaryota, Metazoa, Arthropoda, Insecta, Diptera, Drosophilidae.